UUUCUACCCUGAACAUUGUCCAUUGUCUAAACCACUUUAACCACAAAUGUUUUAAGAAAGAAGGCAAAAUAUUAAAACAAUAGGAAUGCAGUAAAUACAAAAUAGAAAUUAAGUAUACAAAUAAAUGCUCAUGUUCCUUAACUAAGGCUAUGAAAGUAACUCCACUGUAAGAACUCUCUUGAAAUUUCUCGUAGGAGUAAAAAGCUAAACAUUUGAUAACCAUGACAAGGUUUUAAACUAGGGGUAUGCACGUCAAUUUACUGAAAUGGACUUUAACGAAGCAUGAACCCAUCCAUAAAAAGCUACGUAUCGCUCGUUAGCAACAAACCCAAAUCCAAACAAGAAAAAAGCUGCAAACCCCCCCCCCCCCCCAAAAAAAAGCUUUCUUUCUCUCUGCUUUCAUGGCGACUUCUCAUCUUCACCUCUUUCUCUUCUUCCUCUUCACUGGUCUGUCCACCGUCUGCCAGGAAAACAACGACGACGCGCUGCCUCAGCUCCCCCCAUCGGAACAAGAAGCCGUCUACCGAGUCCUCAACUCAGUCAACCCCGCCAUCCCGUGGCGAACCAUCUUCCCCGACAACCUCUGCGCCUCACCAUCAGACGGCGUCGUAUGCGACUACCCCGACGCUUCCUCAUCAACCUCUCUCCACGUCACCGAGCUCCACUUGGGCUACGUCUCGGACUACACGCAGAACCCUCCUUGCUCGUCAAACGCUACUCUCGACCCUCUCCUCUUCACUUCUUUCGAACACCUCCGCAAGCUCUUCUUCUACAAAUGCUUCACCGGAGCUCCCGCCUCGCUGCCGGCGACCAUCCCGGAGGAGUUCGGCUCGGUCCUCGAAGAGCUCGUCUUCAUCGAAAACCCUUCUCUCUCCGGCGACGUCGGCGUCUUGAUCGGUAACUUCACCAAACUGAGAAGGCUAGUGUUAACCGGAAACGGGUUUCACGGCUCGAUUCCAAACCGGAUCUCCGGUUUAGUCAGCCUACAAGAGAUCACUCUCUCUAGAAACAGCUUAACCGGAGGCUUUCCAUCAAACGCCACGUCACGUCUGAAGAAUCUCAAAGUCCUCGACUUUAGCCAUAACUCUCUCACCGGAGACGCUCCGGACUCCAUCGGAGACUUAACAGAGCUUCUCAAGCUAGACCUCAGCUACAACGCCUUCUCCGGCGAGAUCCCUCCCGGAGUCGGAAACUUGAAAAAGCUCGAGUUUUUGGAUUUGAGCUACAACCGUUUCGGGAACUACGGCGUUCCUCUGUUUCUAGCGGAGAUGACGAGUCUAAAAGAGGUUUACCUGAGCGGUAACCUCCUCGGAGGACGCAUCCCGGAGAAGAUAUGGAAGAACCUCGAGGGUAUUUCGGGAAUUGGGUUUUCGAGGAUGGGUCUACAUGGGAACAUUCCAGCUUCGAUGGGGUCGAGUCUCAAAAGCCUUUGGUAUCUUGCGCUUGACAACAACAAUCUCGACGGUCGAAUCCCUUUGGAGUUUGGUCUUUUGGAAUCUGCUCGUGAGAUCAACCUCGAGAACAACAAUCUCACGGGUCAAGCUCCGUUUUCAGACAGGUUCAGAGAUAUGGUCGGGAAGAAGCUUAAACUGAGCGGGAACCCGCAUCUCCUUUUGGUUAAAGAGUCAGUUCCUCCUAUAGCCGGAGAAGUUCUCUCUUCGUCGGCGGCAAGGGCUUUGGCGUCGGUUUGCUUCCCAACGAUUUUUAUGGUUCUUUACAUUUUGAUUAAACAGUGAAAACAGAGGAUAGGUUAGAGAAAAAGUUUUAAUUAGGGGGUAAAAGUUUUAGUUUUUGGUUGUAAUUAUUAGUCUACGCGUAAUGAAUUUAUCUUCAACAAUUUCUUUACUAUUACAAAAUCAAAAGUCUUAGAUCUUUUGUCUUCAGACAUUUAUGUAACGGAACCAGUAUCAUACACAAGAUCAGACAUUUUAUCAGUUUCA
This is a messenger RNA of Brassica napus (rape), 1940 nucleotides long. Its product is annotated as piriformospora indica-insensitive protein 2-like. Bases 402 to 1736 code for a protein of 444 amino acids. Lineage: Eukaryota; Viridiplantae; Streptophyta; Magnoliopsida; Brassicales; Brassicaceae. Gene Ontology annotation, molecular function: protein binding. The record is from RefSeq and is a predicted model, not a curated record. The transcript has a single exon. Gene Ontology annotation, cellular component: plasma membrane.